Messenger RNA from Plasmodium yoelii, 2049 nucleotides. Its product is annotated as heat shock protein 70, putative. Lineage: Eukaryota; Apicomplexa; Aconoidasida; Haemosporida; Plasmodiidae. Bases 1 to 2049 code for a protein of 682 amino acids. The transcript has a single exon. Gene Ontology annotation, cellular component: cytoplasm. The record is from RefSeq and is a predicted model, not a curated record. Gene Ontology annotation, biological process: protein refolding; cellular response to unfolded protein. Gene Ontology annotation, molecular function: heat shock protein binding; ATP-dependent protein folding chaperone; ATP binding.
AUGGCUAACGCAAAAGCAUCAAAGCCAAAUUUACCAGAGUCAAAUAUAGCUAUAGGUAUUGAUUUGGGUACCACAUAUUCUUGUGUUGGUGUGUGGAGAAAUGAAAAUGUCGAUAUAAUUGCAAACGAUCAAGGUAAUAGAACAACCCCAUCUUAUGUAGCUUUUACAGAUACAGAAAGAUUAAUUGGUGAUGCAGCUAAAAAUCAAGUUGCACGAAAUCCAGAGAAUACAGUUUUUGAUGCUAAGAGAUUAAUUGGAAGAAAAUUCACAGAAUCUUCUGUACAAAGUGAUAUGAAACACUGGCCAUUUACUGUAAAGUCAGGUAUUGAAGAAAAACCAAUGAUUGAAGUUGUUUAUCAAGGAGAAAAGAAAUUAUUCCAUCCUGAAGAAAUAUCUUCUAUGGUUUUACAAAAAAUGAAAGAAAAUGCAGAAGCCUUUUUAGGAAAAUCUAUAAAAAAUGCUGUUAUUACAGUACCUGCUUAUUUUAAUGAUUCUCAAAGACAAGCAACAAAAGAUGCUGGUACUAUUGCAGGAUUAAAUGUAAUGAGAAUUAUUAAUGAACCAACUGCAGCAGCUAUUGCAUAUGGUUUACAUAAAAAAGGAAAAGGUGAAAAAAAUAUAUUAAUUUUCGAUUUAGGAGGUGGUACAUUUGAUGUUUCAUUACUUACUAUUGAAGAUGGGAUAUUUGAAGUUAAGGCAACUGCAGGAGAUACACAUUUAGGUGGUGAAGAUUUUGAUAAUCGUUUAGUUAAUUUUUGUGUUGAGGAUUUUAAAAGAAAAAAUAGAGGAAAAGAUUUAUCAAAAAAUAGUAGAGCAUUAAGAAGAUUAAGAACCCAAUGUGAAAGAGCAAAACGUACAUUAUCAUCUUCUACACAAGCUACAAUUGAAAUAGAUUCUCUUUUUGAAGGUAUUGAUUAUAGUGUUACUGUAAGUAGAGCUAGAUUUGAAGAAUUAUGUAUAGAUUAUUUUAGAGAUACUUUAAUACCUGUUGAAAAAGUUUUAAAAGAUGCUAUGAUGGAUAAAAAAAGUGUUCAUGAAGUUGUAUUAGUUGGUGGAUCAACUAGAAUUCCAAAAAUUCAAACAUUAAUAAAAGAAUUUUUUAAUGGAAAAGAAGCAUGUAGAUCAAUAAACCCUGAUGAAGCUGUUGCAUAUGGUGCUGCUGUUCAAGCUGCUAUAUUAUCAGGAGAUCAAUCAAAUGCUGUACAAGAUUUAUUAUUAUUAGAUGUAUGUUCAUUAUCUUUAGGAUUAGAAACUGCAGGAGGUGUUAUGACAAAAUUAAUUGAAAGAAAUACAACAAUUCCAGCUAAAAAAAGUCAAAUAUUUACAACAUAUGCUGAUAACCAACCAGGAGUCUUAAUACAAGUAUAUGAAGGAGAAAGAGCUUUAACAAAAGAUAAUAAUUUAUUAGGUAAAUUUCAUUUAGAUGGUAUCCCACCUGCUCCUAGAAAAGUACCACAAAUUGAAGUUACAUUCGAUAUUGAUGCUAAUGGUAUUUUAAAUGUUACAGCUGUUGAAAAAAGUACUGGUAAACAAAACCAUAUUACAAUUACAAAUGAUAAAGGUAGAUUAUCUCCUGAAGAAAUUGAUAGAAUGGUUAAUGAUGCUGAAAAAUAUAAAGCAGAAGAUGAAGAAAAUAAAAAAAGAAUUGAAGCCAGAAAUAGUCUUGAAAAUUAUUGCUAUGGUGUUAAAAGUUCAUUAGAAGAUCAAAAAAUUAAAGAAAAAUUACAACCUAAUGAAGUUGAAACAUGUAUGAAAUCUGUUACUUCUAUUCUUGAAUGGUUAGAAAAAAAUCAAUUAGCUGGAAAGGAUGAAUAUGAAGCUAAACAAAAAGAAGCUGAAGCUGUAUGCUCUCCAAUUAUGUCUAAAAUAUAUCAAGAUGCUGGUGCAGCUGCUGGUGGUAUGCCAGGUGGAAUGCCAGGUGGAAUGCCAGGAGGAAUGCCAGGAGGAAUGCCAGGAGGAAUGAACUUCCCAGGUGGAAUGCCAGGAGGAAUGGGAGCACCCGCUGGAGCCCCAGCUGGAAGUGGACCAACUGUUGAAGAAGUUGAUUAA